Molecule: messenger RNA, 756 nt
Organism: Mucor mucedo
Lineage: Eukaryota; Fungi; Mucoromycota; Mucoromycetes; Mucorales; Mucoraceae
Exons: 5
Coding region: 298-756 (152 amino acids)
Source: RefSeq, a predicted model, not a curated record
GAUGGUAGCUUCGCGGCAUUGGCCUUUCAACCAGCCGCAAAUACCAAUUAUCUGAAUGAAGGGUUCCUCUUGUACUAAAUGCUCGCUCUAACUACAGUGAGGAAGAUUACAAGCUCAAAUUCUGGGCCCACAUCAUUGAGGUUUUUUUGCUCAUAAGUAAAAUAUGACAUUACGUUGGGGGGUUACAAUCACCACUCCAUGCAAAUCCAAAUGCCUCAGAUUUAAGCUGGAUUUAUAUGUCCUCGUCAUGAAUGAUGAAAAAGUAGUAGUCGAUGGUAUGGCAGCAGAGAUUGCAAAAUGGCCAUCAAGAAUAAAUUGUAUAGUGAUAAGUUGAGGUCGACCCUGGCAAGCAAAUGUCACCUCAACAGUUUUUUGGAGACAGCUCCUUUUGCCACUGUAAAGGAAAUCAGAAGCAUGAGGUUCCCAAUCAUGCAAAUCAUGGGCAUGGACGCUCAUGUCUAUGUUGUAAGACUUCCUUCCCGUGGCGUUUAUGUCAUUGAUGAAGAGUUCAGUUUUUCUUUCCCUUCCAAGCUCAAGCAAUUACCUGAUUUAGAAAGGCUGAUCGAUGGAUUGAGUAUGGUGGAAACGAUGUUGGACGAUCUUUCCUUGAUUUAUGAAACUUGCCAGAACAAUCCAACUAAUGCCAUGGAAAGAGUUAUGAAAGAGUCUAGUCGCAAAGACCGCAAAUACAUCCAAUUAAACGUGAAUGUGGCAAACGUAUGGUUUUUAUUCCAGGUUAAAGAUUUAUUGCUUUGA